AUGGUUUACUUUCGCCCUUACUUUCUGUAUUUUCUCUUUCGAUCUCCUUUAGUAACAUACCAAAGCGAGGGUUUAAUACCAGUUAAUCGUGGCAUAAGGCGACAAGGCGUGUCUUACGCCCAUUUUGCAGUCCAUAAAUUUCAGUAUCUUCAAGGAUCUCCGUUAGGUUCUUCCCGAGAAGUAGAUAAAUUUAGUGAUUGUGCUCUGGUGUGUCUGAAUAACCCACCGUGCUUUUCAUUCAACUUUGGUUUGUUGUUGACAGCAAAGGGAAAGCUGGCUUGCGAACUGUUAACUGAUGACAAGUACAGAAAUGCGAGCAGAAUAUCCCCUUCACAGCAAUUUCAUCAUUACAGCAUCAAGGUAAAUAUAUUACUUUUCGCUGCGUAUACCAGGGACAUAUAACAUUGUUCCAAGUGGAGGGGGGUUGUGGGUGUUUGUUUGGGGAGGGUGACGAGUGCUGAAUUGACGUAAGGAGGCUGAAAUGAUUCUAUCUUAGUGAGUCUCUAUCUAUUUUGAAAAAAGUGGGGUGCUAACCCACCCCCGGUCCCCACCUGGUCCGCCGUCUUAGUAAACAUAUUUGCUAGAUAAAGAGUGACAAGACUUUUUUUUUUUUGCCUCGGGGACAUUUCAUGUUUAACUAGUAUCCGAGGGCUGAUGACCAUCCCUGCAAAGCCUACAUAUAAUAAUCACAAUUUCAAGGACAAAUACGAAUCGAGCCUGGUAUGCUGUUGUAAGAGUUAAAAUCUGCGAAUGUAAUCUAAAAGACGCUUUUUCUUGUUAUCGUUUCCAAAUUCGUGUACUUCUGAAUUUUGUGAGUUCAUUAUAUAAAUUAUGCAGUUUUAUAAUGGCACGUGGUUACAAGAGAAAUGUCAGUUAAUUAUCAUAUAAAUGGUAUUACUUUCACAUGGUCAAAUUGGGUUUCAAAAGUUAGGGUUUCUUUUCUGUGAUAAAGAGGCUUUCUUAGAUUAAGCAAUCCAGAUAUUUUCCACGAAAUUUCUUCGGCAUGGUAAAUCUUUAAUCGUCUGAUUGUGUACGUCGCGGAUGCGCAGGUGUUUCCAAUCUUCGAAUGUUUGGAUGAACUGAAAAAAGCUGUUGGCUUGUAUAAUAUUCAUCCCUGGGUAUUGUUAUUCAUGGCAUUAUAAUAAGGUAUGGGGAGGACCUGGGACAAGCCCAAGACAGACUCAAUUGAAUACGUGAAUAGGUAAUCUGGAACCCGACCUACUCGCUGGGGAGGGCGGGUGGGUCGCCAAUCACCUUCGUGUCGGACAAAAUGAAGUGAAUGGGACUAUGCGUGCCAGUGUUUCCUAUUAUUUAUAAAAUAACUGAGAUAGUACGCGUGAUCUGAUUGGUCAAAAGCCUAUGGUUUAUUAUACCGGUAAACCCAUAGAAAAAGGCAUCCGGACCACGAGCCAUAAACAAAACCGGCUUAUUGAUCUGAAAACAACGAUUUUAGAAAGCCGGCUGAAAAACAGAACAAGUUACUUACCCAGCCCUUCUUAGUAUUAAAAGCGUUGGUUUCCAAAUUUUAUUACUGAGCGUCACAAUUCGCUACUGCCAUAGGUUUAGAAGUUAUUAAGUAUAAAGCUGGAAAGCAGUUUACAUUUCAAGCGAUGCCAAAUCGCAGAGAAAGACAACAACUGUGUGAAUUUCUGGUGUACAACGUCUCUAGGAAAACUUAACCAUAUGCCAACCAGCAACAAAACGGACAGUUUUAGCAUUCUUGAUUUAUUUUAAGUCAAAAUUAAAUUCCUUAACGAAAGAAAUUGUUCCAAAGAGAGAUCUCUGAUCAAGAUAUGGUACAAAAUCGGCCGCUGUAGGUUGUAAACAAGCUGCCAACGAUGAUGAAAGAUGUCAGAGUUUCGGACUGGUUUUUUCCAACAUUUGAACAAAUUAUUCGGUGAUAUCGAUGCCAUAACCUACCUCAAACCACCUGACUUCACAAAUCGACAAAUAUUAACGCCAAUAUGUGGCUACGGCAAAGAAACCUUUCUCCACCACUGACAUAUUUCCAUCGGUGACUGUACGUGCAUAUAAAGUUACAUGCGACUACUUCGCAAAUGUAGCCACGUCGUUACCGCAGCGUUUCUUGAUCAUGAUAAAGCCCAGAAAACAGAUCUUAAACCACUGCGGCUUGUAAAAAGUGAAUGAAGUCCUCCAUUACAAUAGCUGCCAGUUCCGUCUAUGAGCACGAAAUUCUUACGGAUCGACUCAACAAAAUACAUGGCAUGUCCCCUUGGUGUCCGUAUUAACCGGGUUCCACUGUAUCAUUAAUUAAUCCCCAGGGAUGAUAUUUACAAUUCAGAUGGAACGUGAAUAGAUAGCCCAUGUACCGCUCGGAUAACAUUUGUAUUUGCAGACAAAGAAUUUCUGAUAAAUUAGAGGUGGUUUGGCCUUUGUAAUUUUGAUCUCAUCGGAAAUGUCUUUACUUGUUAACGCUGGUCUCAGAUCACCGUUUUUUUUCUUUCCAAGCUUUGGUUCGGAAAGCUGUAUUCGUUUGUAACGUCAGCUUUUCUUUAAUCUUUGAACAGAACAAUGAUAAGAACGGUUGCAUUUUUUAAUCGACACAAACUUCUUUUUGAUAUUGGGACUAAGGAUAUUUGAGUAGGGCAUGUGGCGGGAAUCGUUUCUUAUCUGGCAUUUGCACUUGCGUCGCAGACAGUCUUGAGUUCUCUAUCUAGGUAACAAGUCUGUUUGCAAUGAAAGCUAGUACUUACAUGGCUUUCAUAAUGGAGAAGGGCUGGGACAUUCACCGCCUUCUUGGUGAUCCGUCCGACAUUUUCUCUUUUUUUCGACGGAGAAUUAAAGGCCAUUCCAUAAUUGGGCUGGGUCACAGGCAGCCCAAUAUCGUUCUCGUUGAAUUGCAGCCUCUAAAGCUCUUCAACAAGCAGGUUACACAUGCCGACAGCUUUUUCAACGCAAUGAUGAACAUGAGCAUUUGGCGAAUGGCAAACACCUGCCCACGAAAAAGGGAUAAGCUAAAAGUCUUUAAAUUGUAAGAGUGAAAAUAAAUAUAUAGUUUGAAUAAAAAUUACAGCCUACAUUUGUAGAAAAAGGGAAGGAUGAACUUAUUAUUACUUCGAAAUAACUUAGUCGCGGAGUCGCUGCCAUGGUGUCUGCGGUAUAGGAACUUCCUUAUUCGUUGAGUGUGGCGAUCACUUGCAAAAUUAUUUUUUUCGCAAUGGUUCGACCUGAUAUGACUGAACAAUUCUCCCAAGAAAACGACAUUCCAAAACACAGAUAGAUAAAAUAGAAAAAUUUACAAUAUAUCAAUACUUAGCCUGCGUAGCUGGCGGUAUUGUGUGGGUGCGAGAUUAAAGUUUUGGCGGCGGAGCUGUGUUCCAAAAUAAGGGAGUAGGGUCGACUAUAUUACAACGGCUCCACCGCCAAAUCUCACUCGACUAGUACACAAUACCGCCAGCUACGCAGGCUAAUCAGUAUCAAAAAUUCAUGAAUAUAAUAUAUGAAAGCAUUACAACCGAAUCAUUUAAUUCUACUUCAGGCACGAUGACAAAAUAAAAGUGUUCUUAAAACGGUCCGUCUUCCACUUUAGAAAUGGAAGUGUCGGUGACUUAAUUGAUGUUAUUACUACUGCUAAAUAAUAACUCAGGCUUGUCUACCUACGCUGGUUUUGAUUUGACCAUCAGAAUAGUAAACAGGAGUUUUUGAGAUUUUUAUAAACGUUUGUGUUAACCUAUGAAUUGGCAUUUUUUUUGUAGACUCCGUGUUCAAGUAACCCAUGCAAAAACUCAGGAAUUUGUUUCCCAAAUUAUGAAGAGCAUAAUUACCGUUGUAUCUGCGCCCCAGGAUAUAGAGACCCUUAUUGCACGACAGGUUUGUAAAACAGCAGAAUAUUUUACUUAGAUUUGAUAAUAAGCUUAAAUUCUAUAAAAGGCGCUCUCAAUGAUACAGUACCAUUCCAUGCCAUAACUUAACUGUAACUUUUUUCAGUUUUCCAUUACGAAUGAGGAGGAUUUCCCGACUUUAAACAUCCCGUAUUUAUAAGUGGCAGUUCCCAAAAACUUUGUCUAUGAUUAGAAGCUAAGACCCAGCUUGGUAAGAUCUCCCCUUAAUGCCGCUAUGGCGUCCAUAGAAGCAGAUUCCUUACGAGAAGUCUCACUUACGCCUUCACGCAAAAUCGUACAAAUUCUACUACCUGCGCUUUUUCAGUAGCCAAUAACAGGUUUCAAAACUUUAAUGAACAUAUAAGGCGCAGAGAGAUUUUCCUUGGUUUUAGAUUGUUUUAUCUUUCUACUUGAUGAUGAGGUCUGGGCGGCAUCGAAACUUUAAACUCUUUUCGCUGAUUUUUAUUCUUAAGUGUUUAAUAAAAUGUAGUUUGAUUCCCAGAUACUACUAUUGAAACCUGAGGUUAAAUCGAUGGCUCUCAAAAAUGUCUUUGUGGUGAUAAGCCCUUGUGAUACAGAGAUGACGACUGUCAGCUGUACUUAUAGAACCGUGAAAACACUGAUUUGCUGCUACCGCGGCAAAUAACAGUGUUUGAAACUUGCUUUUGUUCCUGUUUAGCUUGCUUGGCUCCCCUGGGAAUGGAAAACGGUACAAUAACAUCAGCACAGCUGAACGCGUCAUCUCAGUUUAGUUGGUACAAUUCUAUUGACCGCGCGAGGUUGAACAUUCAGGCGAACGUUAACGGCAGUGGAGCAUGGUCAGUGGGACAGAAUAACCAAAAUCAGUGGAUACAGGUUGACCUGCGAAUCAAGACACGCAUCACGUACGUAGCAACUCAAGGAAGGGCGGACGAUAUCCAGGAUCCUCACGAUGUGCAAUGGGUAAAGAAAUAUCGAUUGCAAUUCGGUGACGAUGGAAGUUCAUUCGAGGGUUUCAAGCAAGAGGGUGAAAGCGUCGACAAGGUAGGAUUAAGAUGUGACAAGAGAGGAAAGAGGGUAAGAGGGAAAGGUUCUUUAACCAGAAACAACUAACUCUUUUUCUCUUUUUUAUUCAGGUGUUUCUCGGCAACACUGACCAAGAGACAGUCGUGAAAAAUGUUCUUAUUCCACCUAUAAAAGCACGAUACUUCAGGUUAAUACCAACUGAGUGGCAGCAUACGAUAUCCUUGAGGAUGGAGUUGUAUGGUUGUUUAGGUACAGUACUCUUUCAUGUCUUGGGGAAAGGCGCGUGUAUGACGUAGAAGGCAUAUGAGGCAGCCAUGGAAGGAGCCUAAGGAGGCAGUAUCAUAAUUAUCCCAUGUUUUCGUAUGAACUACAUUCUAAUUAUGAGGAUUCAAGGAAAAAAAACUUUAACCCAUUGACGGCCGUGCUGGCCAAAACUGGCCGUAAAAGACUACCUACUUUAAAACAUUGCAACUUUCUGUCAGUUGUGAGCAUUGAGUAAAAAGUCCUUCAAAUCGGGGUUUCCAAUUAUCCCCCAAAAAAGCCGGCGGUUUUUGCAAAAUAUUACCUUUUGAAUUUGGACAAAAAAAAAUGACCGUUUUUAACGUCAUAGAAAAACGACAAAGAUCACGUUUUAUUGCCUUCAGGUUUUUUACAGAAAUCAUCAUUGCAAAACCAAAAGUCAACAUUCACCCUAAAAUUCAGUCGUUGUUCUUGCUUAGAAGUGACUUUUUUGUUCUUUUUCGUUUCCCGGGACGCGUCACAGCUUUUUGUUCUAGUGCAUCCUGGUCUUGUCUCGAUUUUCAACAUCACUGCUACAUUGCAUGCUAGGAAAUAGCCAGAAUUUUUGACAGCGUUCGUUCCUGCUCCAGCUCUUUUCCCAUUUAUACCAAGUCCACAGCCACUCCAACCUACCACGGAAAUUCUCAGUGCAUGGUCAUGAAUUCCAAAAUAUGCCCUGGUAGGUCAAGAAAUUCGUCAGUAGUCGAGUCCCAAAGGUACUUCGUAUCGGCGCGGCCAUUUUUCCAGUUCCUCAAGCAACAAGCUAAAUUCACAAUAGCAGAACAUCACCUUACUCGCUUCUUUGAGAAAGUGGACUCUCAGCUCAUGCGGCAGCCAAUAGGAUGAACAAUGGCUGUAAACUUACCAAAAAUCGCAUACAAACCAAACUGCAGCCGUUAUUAUAGCUCAACUUUGUCAGAAUAACGUUUCUAGAACACAUGAGCCUUCAGUGCUUCAGAAAUGGUAACCCCAAAUACGGGGUCACGAAAUCCUAUGGAUUGUUUGUAUGUAGAAAAUCACUCGAAAACGUAAAAAGUGCUAGGCGUCACGUCAAUGGGUUAAUAAAUUCUCCAAGGAGUGACCAAACGACAAUCAAAGAUUCUUGAGCAAAAAUUUUCCCAGAUAACACUGAAAACCUUUGAAAGCCCGACUUGAAAUCUUCGACCCAGGGUUUUCAAGUUUUGUUCCACCUUUUUGCCCAGUCGAUGUUAUGGCUUGGAACUUUUAGCAGGCUCUACAUCUGGGUGAUACUACCCUUUUUAGGAUAACUUCUCAUUUUGGUACCUACUACGCAUGCGUUCUGCGCGGACUCGGGAUUUUAAAAGAAUUGUUACACCAGGUAAUGUGUCAUGCAACUUUUGCGAGAGUUUUUCAAUAUAAUAUCCCUGGAAUGAAUGAAUAGCUGCAAAAAGCAGAGCUUCAAUCUUUGUGUAAAGGUUGCUGCAACAAAAGUUUUGCGAGGCAUGAUCGGAAGGUGUUACCACUGGCAAUAUUUCGCGCAAAGAGCGUCGGUAAAAGCCUACACAAGCGGUAUUUUUAGGGGAGCCUCCAUAAAUUGGAAACCUGUCAAUGCGAAAAAAAUUAGUUAAUGACGUCAGCACAGGCCUACCCGUACGUCGUCCGUACGUAGAGACUAUCAGGGAGGGACUAAGUAACAAGAGUUUGUGUUUGUCUUGGCCAAUUUUUUAAAACCUGUUCGUUUAGAGGCAGCCAAUGGAGUUGUUCCACUGAAACUGUUUGAGCCAAAUAUUUAAACGAAGUCUAAUUUUGGUGGGCUGUUUUAAGAUAAAUGCUUUUCUAGUCCUCUCUAUAUGCUUUCAUAAAAUUAAACUGUUCACAAUAAAUGAUGUUUAGAUAAAAUCGUUGGGCAAAUUGUACAUGACUUAGAACGCGGUUUUGUUAAACACUGGCUAAACUACGUUUAAAUAUUUGGCCCUUUAGUUUCUUUUGUUUGACUUACGACAAAAACCUUUAAAAGGUAUAUUUUGAAGGCUUUGCUUUUAGCUUGGUCACGCUUUUCGUAACGCUCCAGGAACCAAUCUAGUCUCAGAUUGACAGGUGCAUUUGCGUAAAAAAUUACAAUGCAUGUGCAGCAUCUUGAUGAGUUUGUUUAUCGACAACUGAAACUUUGUGUUCUUUUAAUGUUGCCAUAACAUGAAAUACAGUUGCUAAUCAAGAUUCUGGUUUGAUGCUUUGUUUAGUUAUUUGUAGUUGAGGAAAGCGUUGCAUAAAUUCAAUGCGAAUCAAUAACAGAUGGCUGCGUUUUUGAAAGUUCACGCAGGCUUUCUCAGUAAAGGCAAUGCACAAUACCCAAACACGUACCGCACAGUUUAUGUAGGUUGUAGUAGAGAAAAAUGUUAAAUGAGUGAUUUGCAAAAAUUUUCUAUCAGAUGAUUUGUGAGGUAUAAAUGUAAAGGCUAAUUUACACAUGACUGUUCGUUCGGGCGCAAAACAAAAACACAUAACAAGCUUACGAUGAACACAAAAGUCGGCCUGAUUUUGCUUUUAGAACUUCCCUUAACACAGAAAUUUUGACCCUAUAAGAAACUGUAACCCGCAAAUUGCUACUACCGAAGGGCUACAGAAACAGCAAAUUUAAUGGCUGACCUAGAAUUUCGCAAAAGGGUGUUGUGGGCGAUUCGGUGAUUUAGUUUGGAAGAAUUCUACAACAGUAAUCGAAGCUGGUGCAUAAUUAUCACUUUUUGCUUUAAACACGCGUCUUUUAAGCUUUUGCUGGGUGAGUUUUUUUUAAAUUUUUAUUUCAGAUGUGUUUGCGGGACGAAACAUCAAAUUGACUGGGACUCUGCGACUUGUAUAACGUAUUCUCCAGACUACUAUCAACGUCUUACUUUAGAAAGCUCGUUUACUAACUUAGAAAAAACGCCACUGAAUCGUAGCCAACAGUUACCAGCGCCGUACAAACGACUUAUUGACGAGAUCAAGCAAAACUAACUACGAGAGAACAACUGGAGAACUGACAAUUUGACUAAGAAUAAACGACUGUUUAACUGUGAUAAUAGACGGAUCAAAACGCACCAAUCACUGAUUACGAGUCUUCAUGGCCAAUAACAUCACGGCUUAACUGACAGACGACCUAUAACAUCGCGGCAUAAUUGACCAAUCAGAUCAAUAACCAGAGUAUAAUACCAUCAACUGACGUGAUACAACUCACUUUGACUCUGAAGAUGACUACCGCACAGGUUGUCGAAACGUCAGUCACUGUCAACAACAACAGUCCUAUUCAGGACUACGUUUACCCGGACGAUCAAACUCAACCUUUUGAUAAUAUUCCUUAAUAGAGACUAUUGGGGGUCUCGUUUAUUGCGAACUGCAAACGUCAGAUUCAAGUUAAGGAUUUCUCAGAAUAGAUAUAAGUAUAUAAAAAGAGGCUUCGCCUCUAGCCCUGGCUGAAUCUAUAUAUUAUUGUAUAUGUACACAUCCAACUCCGUAAGUGGGGCAUAACCGUUGAACAGGUCUAAUUUUGUUAUUCGUGUAUUGAAAUCGUGUCAGUUUAACUAAAGUUUGCGGGGUUUUGGGAUUGUUCUUCCAUACACUCUUAAGAAUUGAAACAUUCUGUCGAUCAUGAUGCGUGCGUGUUUUUCAUAUACAGAAGAGAUCCAAGCCCUUGGAAUGGAGAGCGGCGCUUUUGCUGACUCACAGGUAACAGCGUCUUCAGAAUAUGAUGCUUACCAUUCAACGAAACGAUCGAGAUUACAUACAAAGGAAAUAUCACCGCUGGAGAGAGGUGCGUGGUUGAGUUCGACGAACGAUGCAGACCAGUGGCUUCAGAUAGAUGUUGGUAAAGUCAUAAAUGUGACACACAUAGCUACACAGGGGCGAAAUACCUACUCCCCUUUUCAAUAUGUAACAAAGUACAAGUUGCAAUAUAGCAACGAUGGACAGACGUUCCAGUUUUACAAGAGAGAGGGACAGUCUUCAGAUGAGGUAAGAAAAUUCUGUUUUACUUCAUGAAGUUGAAGUGGUAAUUAGAACAGUUUUUAAAGCCUGUGAGGAGAAGAUACUUGCUUAUCUUUUCAAGUCCCAAUAGUUGCAACAUCAAUUUUCUCUUAACAAUUUCGAUACAUGAUCAAGAGAAAGGUUAUGAGAGACCAAAAAAUGAUCAUUAAAAGGAAAAUGCUUUGAUCUCAUAUAAAUCUUGAAACAAUUUUAUAAUGAAAUAAAAGUAGAUCAGACUGGAUAUUUUUACGUGGGUAUUCGCGGCGCCACAAGGAUGUGGUUUUUACUCCUUUUGUUUAAACUGGGUGAGGGUUUGACAUUUUGGGUCUAUAGGUUAUAGUUAAGGUAUUUUGUGAACUGAAACCAGGGUCAGGAAUUUGGUAUGUUUUAAUAUCACAAGUCUUUUUUGAACAAGGAUUUAACUCAGCAUUAGGGUUGCAACAAUCACAUAAGUUGGUCUGAACCAGAGCACCGUUUUUGUAAAACUCGCACCACAGGAUACGUCGAACCUUAAGUAAGUCGAAAAUUGCGCGAACCCAAAUCAAAAUUGAUAUUCCCUGGACGUUUCCCAUAGUUUUGCUGAAAUAUACCCUCGAUACGGUCUAACCCUCGUCAAGUGUAAGUUUUCGCUAACACGGAUUUUUUCCCCUUUAGGUCAUUAAACCCGACCUCCCUUGCGAAGUAACUGAGCCAAAGAUCCAAAGUACCGAACACCAAUGCCUUGGUCUUUCACUUACCAAAUUUUCGAUGUUUGCACUCUUUCUUCGUAAGAAUCCCGACUUUACAUCGUUUGAGCAUGAAUCAAAUAUAAUACAUAACUGUCACUGAAAAAAUUAUCAUUUGAUCCAUCUCCACUUAACGAACUCCCCAUAUUUCGAACCAUUUCCCCUAAUGGUUAGUAUUAUUGAGAGUCAAAAUAUACACUCAUUUUGACCAUUGCGCCGUUCUUUAGGUUUUUAUUGGUAACUUUGACCGGGACACCAUCGUUUAUCAGCAUCUCAGUCCAGUGAUCACAGCUCGAUACUUGCGAAUAAGGCCAACGGAGUGGGUGAAUCACAUAGCAAUGAGGAUAGAGCUCUACACUUAUCAAGGUAUUAUAUCUACUAGUAAUAACCCAAGAUAA
Messenger RNA from Porites lobata, 10206 nucleotides. The record is from the annotation of a GenBank genome assembly. Lineage: Eukaryota; Metazoa; Cnidaria; Anthozoa; Scleractinia; Poritidae.